UUGAUAACGCUCCAUCGAACCCAAAGGUGCAGUCCUUGGUGCAGUGCAUAGCGAGAGCGCCAGGAAAGCAGGCAUAAAGUUUUUAUCUAUUUUUUAUCGACGGGUAGGAUUCGGUUCGACUUCGCGUUUGGCUCGAUCUCGGCAGAUCUCGGACUCCCGCACGUAAACAUGGCUGUUUCCCGUAUCACCGUCGAACUUUUCUAUGAUGUCAUCUCUCCUUACUCCUACCUGGCGUUUGAAACCCUAAUGCGCUACAAAGCACCGUGGAACCUGGACCUCAAACUGAAGCCUUUCUUCCUGGGCGGCGUCAUGAAGGAGUCGAACAACAGACCUCCGGCGCUGGUGCCGAACAAGGCGUCCUACAUGAUGACCGACCUGCGUCGGCUCUCCGCUUACUACGGCGUGCCCAUAAAGACGCCCGACUUCUUCCUCGAGUUCAUCGCGACCAAGUCGACGAUCAAGCCGCAGCGGUUUCUCGUCGCGCUCGACAUGAAGUACCCGCAGCACGUGGAAGAGGCGUCGCGAGGAUUUUGGAAGCGCUUCUACCAGGACAACAAGGACAUCGCCGAAGAGGACAGCGUAACGGAGGUCGGUCGCGCCGCGGGCAUGCAGGAGGACGCGAUUAAGGACGCCCUAGCCAUGAUCAAGGAGGACAGAGUCAAGAAGGCGCUACUGGAAAACACGAAGUUGGCGGUGGACGAAUACGGCGCGUUCGGCGCGCCGACCAUCGUGGCGCACGUAGCGGGAAAGCCUGAAGUUUUCUUCGGUAGCGACAGGUUCGAAGUGAUGGCGCACGUCAUGGGGAAGAAAUGGCUCGGUCCUAAACCGGCCGAAGCAGCGAAGCUGUGAUGUGUGUGCGCAAUUUUAUACAUGUGUCGAGCACGGGGACGUUUCUUUCUGGGCCAGUCUGGAGUGCGCGCAUUGCGCAUGCUCAGUGUCAACCGGAAGCGAGCGCGCGCUCGGUUGGCACUGAGCAUGCGCACUCCGUGUGCCUACCGUCUUAGAUGAACAAAUUUUUGCGUGAUUAAUGUGCGAAUUCACUUGUGUAUAGAUGAUAUUGAACCGCAAUGUCUUGUGUUACUGUGGGACUUAGCGCCAUUCGUGUGCCCUGCGCCUGCGCGGUGCCAACCGGAAGCGAGCAUGUAUAUUCCUUGCGUGUCAACCACAAUGUUAGAUGAAAUGAUUAAUAUAUGAAUUUCCAAUUUUUAGCUCAAGUGUGUGCAAACCAGAAGGUAUGGCUUACUGUUGGUAUGGUCGUUAUGAAUUGCACUUCAUGCUCGUGAUAAGUUUCAGUCAGUUACGACAGCCACAUCAGUGAGCUGCAGGAUAUAUUGAACUAAGUUUUAUGCAACUGUUAAUAGCAGCACAAAGAUGUGGGAUGGAUAAACAACAGCUCGUUACCUGUCUAUUGUGUCAGCUGUUUUAAUGAGCAACAUACUACGUGCACUGAUGUACUGAAGUGUGCACAUUGGGGCUUAUGGUGAAACUACUUAUACAGACUACAAACAUUUUUCUGUACUACUUGGCCCCAGUAGAACUUUAGCACCAGUAUAUUGAUGUGUAUAUUUUUGUACCCAUGUUGAAAUAUAUCUUGUUCAAAUUUUAAUAAAUUGCUGCUCUACUGAGAAAA
Messenger RNA from Rhipicephalus sanguineus (brown dog tick), 1630 nucleotides. Its product is annotated as glutathione S-transferase kappa 1. Lineage: Eukaryota; Metazoa; Arthropoda; Arachnida; Ixodida; Ixodidae. The transcript has a single exon. The coding region runs from base 169 to 849 and encodes 226 amino acids. Gene Ontology annotation, biological process: glutathione metabolic process. The record is from RefSeq and is a predicted model, not a curated record. Gene Ontology annotation, molecular function: glutathione transferase activity; glutathione peroxidase activity. Gene Ontology annotation, cellular component: peroxisome; mitochondrion.